AGAGAGAUUUGACAUUUUUAUGCCGAUUCGGAAUUAACUAUCAGUCUUGUGAGGAGAUUUGCUAUAUUUCUUGAACAAACUUUUGAGUUCAGCUCGCUAACUAUGCGCCAAACCAAAGCUCAUUCAUUCCCAACGAAAACGAUCAAAGAAACAGGAAAAGACCAAGAACAAAACCCAACUAGUCCGUUCGCUCCUACAGUCCACCUGUUCUGCCUAGAAACAGCGUCCCUAGUCCUGAUAUCUAGUACAGAGGAGGGUAAUAAGAAAAGAAAUAAGGAAAACUUGAUACUGGAAUGUUAAGGCAGAAAACAGAACGUGUAAAGACUCGGCAAGUAAAACAGACAACGACAACAAAGCCAAGAACUGUAGUAGAACAAAGGUAUCAGAAGCUGAAAAAAAUAAAUCGAGUAGGAGAUGUAUGUCUGCCGCCGCACACAACAGCGGCAAAGACGUGAAAGGGUUAUUAUAAAGCGGUAAGGGCGCCGUAGCUAACGAGACAAGGUGAGAAGGAAAAAAAUUUCCCACAUGGGACCAGCAACCGUGUUGGUGUUGCGGAUUAUUAGAGGCUUGCGCCAGCGUUUGUGCGCGAUUUGAUCCUCCUUCCUGCCGUUCGGGACCAAUGCGAAACCGGAUUACCAAACUUGUCCCUCCAUCACUGCCCAAUACCACGACCAUGCAGACGCGAAAUGCCACAGCUACCCCAGAAGAAUUAUCAAGGAAACCCUUCAGACCCCCACCCCCUCGCGCCGAUGAACCCUGAAGCCAUUGAAAAACAAAGAUUGGAAAGUCCCUCUCGAGUGGGGAAGAAGCGAC
This is a messenger RNA of Neurospora tetrasperma FGSC 2508, 813 nucleotides long. RefSeq lists its product as uncharacterized. The coding region runs from base 103 to 300 and encodes 65 amino acids. The record is from RefSeq and is a predicted model, not a curated record. The transcript has a single exon. NCBI's taxonomy places the organism in Eukaryota, Fungi, Ascomycota, Sordariomycetes, Sordariales, Sordariaceae.